This is a messenger RNA of Histoplasma mississippiense, 1209 nucleotides long. RefSeq names its product proteinase T precursor. The transcript is spliced from 4 exons. Bases 1 to 1209 code for a protein of 402 amino acids. Gene Ontology annotation, molecular function: serine-type endopeptidase activity. Lineage: Eukaryota; Fungi; Ascomycota; Eurotiomycetes; Onygenales; Ajellomycetaceae. Gene Ontology annotation, biological process: proteolysis. The record is from RefSeq and is a predicted model, not a curated record.
AUGAAACCGAACACAACAGACGAAAAAUUCGAGACUCACCGGAGUUGGGUUUCUUCAAAGCUGGUAGCUGCUGAUUCUGGGGUCAGUAAUGGCGGUCUCAGGGACCACUUCAACUUCGACGACCAAUUCAGAGCAUACUCCGGUGUCUUUGGCGAUGACACUAUAAAACAGAUUUCCGAUGACGAAGAUGUUGCCUACAUCGAACAAGACAAGGUUGUACAAAUGCACCAGUUCGUUGUUGAGAAAAACGCACCGUCCUGGGGCCUUGGCCGCAUCUCUGCCACCGAGCCUGGUGUCAAGGACUAUAUCUAUGACUCGAGUGCUGGCGAAGGCAUCACCGCUUAUAUUAUCGACAGCGGUAUUGACGCGAAGCACCCCGAGUUCGGUGAUCGCGCGACCUGGGGUACGAACACUCUCGACUCGCAAGAUGAAGAUUGCAGCGGCCACGGAACUCACGUUGCGGGCACCAUUGGCAGCACUACCUACGGUGUUUCUAAAAGGAUUAAGCUUGUCGGCGUCAAAGUGCUUAACUGCGACGGAGUGGGAUCAUCCACAGCCGUUUUGAAGGGUGUGAAGUGGGCUGCCAGCCAUGUUCAAGAGCAUGGUGACCCUAAGAAGUCUGUCAUGAACCUUAGCCUUGGACAGGGCUUCUCACGCGCAGACAAUGAGGCUGUUGCCGCGGUUGUCCGUGCAGGUAUCUUCGUUUCUGUGAGCGCUGGUAACGAACAUCGGGAUGCGUCGAAUUACUCGCCUGCCUCUGAGUCAACUGUUUGCACUAUUGGCGCUACUGACGACAAAGACAAGAUGGCCAAAUUCUCCAACUUUGGCAGUGGUAUCGACCUCUUCGCACCCGGUGAGGAUAUUAUAUCCACUGUUCCGGGAGGCAAAAUCGCCAGCUACUCUGGAACGUCGAUGGCAUCUCCCCACGCCGCCGGAGUGGCUGCUUAUCUUAUGUCUCUUGAGAACAUCAGUGGCGGCUCUGUGUGUGACCGCAUGAAAAGUAUAGCUCGGGACUCCGCCAAAGGUACCCCCAAGGGCACUACCACUAAACUGCUUUACAACGGCAGAAAAUCCAUCAAGAAGGACCCAAAGCCCAAAGACCCAAAGCCCAAAGACCCAAAGCCCAAAAACCCAAAGCCCAAAAAGCCAAAGACCAAGAACCCAAAACUAUGCCAUUCCAGGAGAAGCCGCAGAAUGCUUGCAUAUUAA